Coccomyxa subellipsoidea C-169 is the source of this 1929-nucleotide messenger RNA. Its product is annotated as glycyl-tRNA synthetase. Gene Ontology annotation, cellular component: mitochondrion; cytoplasm. NCBI's taxonomy places the organism in Eukaryota, Viridiplantae, Chlorophyta, Trebouxiophyceae, Coccomyxaceae. The record is from RefSeq and is a predicted model, not a curated record. The transcript has 15 exons. Gene Ontology annotation, molecular function: ATP binding; glycine-tRNA ligase activity. Gene Ontology annotation, biological process: mitochondrial glycyl-tRNA aminoacylation. Bases 1 to 1914 code for a protein of 637 amino acids.
AUGGCUAGUGCUGCGAAGGCAGCUGUAGAGGCUGUCCAAGACGGCGUGAAGAAGCUUGCGGUGAAGGAAGGCUCGACAAAUGUGCUGGAGAGACGGUUGUUCUUCAUCCCCUCGUUCAAGAUCUACGGCAGCGUGGCGGGCUUCUAUGAUUUCGGUCCCCCCGGAUGCGCAAUCAAGCAGAACGUCACACAGCUCUGGAGGCAACACUUCAUCCUGGAGGAGUCCAUGCUCGAGGUGGAGUGCCCUGCGGUCACGCCCGAGGCGGUGCUGAAGGCGAGCGGCCACGUGGACCGCUUCACGGAUUUUAUGGUGACAGACGCAAAGACUGGCGACUGCCACAGGGCAGACCAUCUGCUGAAGGCAGCGCUUGAAGCGCUGCUCGAAGACCCCAAGGCCGGCCUCAUGCCAGAGAAGAAGUCGGAGGCGGAGGAUGUGCUGGCGCGCAUAGACGAGCUGGACGGCCCCGGCCUGGGUGCAGCGCUGACAAAGUAUGGCGUGAAGGCGCCCGAGACAAAGAAUGACAUCUCAGCGCCGUUUCCGUUCAACUUGAUGUUCAAAACUUCCAUAGGCCCCAAGGGCGACACCGUCGGCUACUUGCGGCCUGAGACCGCGCAGGGCAUCUUUGUCAACUUCAAGGACCUUCUGUACUACAACGGCGGCAAGCUGCCAUUCGCAGCUGCGCAGAUCGGCCAGUCGUACCGGAACGAGAUUUCGCCGCGCGCCGGCCUCCUGCGCGUGCGCGAAUUCACCCAGGCGGAGAUCGAGCACUUUGUCAAUCCCGAUGACAAGGACCACCCCAAAUUCGCGAGCGUGCAGGACGUCACUCCGCUACUGUUCAGCUGUGCUCUGCAGACCAACGAGGCCAAGCGGCCAGAGGCAAUGAGCCUGGGCGAUGCAGUAGCGCAGAAGAUUAUCGCCAACCAGACACUGGCUUACUUCAUAGGCCGCACCUACCUCUUCCUGGUGGGCAUAGGCAUCGCCUCCGAGCGGCUGCGCUUCCGGCAGCACUUACCCAAUGAGAUGGCGCACUACGCAGAAGACUGCUGGGACGCUGAGGUGGAGUGCUCCUAUGGCUGGGUUGAGUGCGUAGGCCUUGCAGACCGGUCAGCCUACGACCUGCGGGCGCACAGCGCAGCCAGCAAGACUCCGCUGGAAGCGUACGAGAAGUUUGCAGAGCCGCGAUACGAACAGGUGCUGGUGGCCAAGCCCAACAAGGCGGCCAUCGGCAAGCAGUUCAAGAAGGAGGGCAAGCCGCUGCAAGAAUCCCUGGAUGCUCUCACUCAGGAGGACGCUGCAUGCAUAAAGAAGAGUUUCGAUGAGGGGAAGCCGGCGACGGUGUCGGCUGGCGGCCGGGACUUUGAGGUGACCCCUGCGCUGCUGGACAUCAAGCAGGAGGAGCAGAAGCUGAGCGGCAGGAAAUUCACCCCGUCCGUCAUCGAGCCCUCGUUUGGCAUCGGCAGGAUCAUCUACUGCAUGUUUGAGCACGCCUACUAUGCGCGCGAGAGCAACGAGGACAAGAGCGUCUUCAGGUUCAAGGCGGCUGUGGCACCCCUGAAGGCGGCGGUGUUCCCUCUGGUGCAGCAACCGGAGCUCAACGCGACCGCGCGCUCCAUCUCGGCCGCACUAACGCGCGCAGGCCUCGCCAACACCGUCGACACCACAGGCACGACGAUCGGCAAGAGGUACGCGCGCACAGACGAGCUCGGCGUGCCGUAUGACAUAACGGUUGACCGGACCACCAUCGAUGGCGAUGGCAGCGUGACACUGCGCGAGCGCGACACUACCGCUCAGGUGAGGGUACACCAGGAUGCAGUGGCAGAGCUGGUGCAGCAGCUGGUCACUGGCGCAGUGACAUGGCAGAUGGUGCUGGACACGCACCCAGCCCAGCAGCCAGCUGCAGAAGACAACACCUGAUCUUCACGGCAUUGC